GCCAGGCGACCACGACGAUACACCCAAUGCAGCCCUAAGGCCCUCAGGAUGGCUGAAGAUAUACGUGUUUUGCCACAAUGGCUCAAAUUCCUUGACAAUACAAAUGGCAUCGUCACCACCCUGACUGCCUGCUUCAUUCUCUAUACGCGGUCCCCUGGCGUCAUAUAUUUUGCCAGCGGAGCUGUCUCCUGCUCUCUAUCUGUCAAGCUUAUCAAAAAAGCUAUCCGACAACCCCGACCGCCACCAACGACGGGUGCAAAGAAAAAGGUUACCUACGGAAUGCCGAGCACCCAUUCUGCAACCAUCACUUUCUUCGCAGAGUACAUAAGUCUGGCCUGUGCCUAUCUCCCUAUCCAUCCGAGUCUUCCUUCUAUGUGGAUGGCGCGUAUACUUCCUCCCAUCAUCGUCCUUCCUUGGGCUGCCAUGAUUGUCAUGUCAAGGAUAUGGCUAGGCCAUCAUACGUUGCCACAGGUGGUUGCUGGCUGCUCGUACGGAGUGGUAUUUUCGUAUGCAUGGUAUCUCAUGUGGGUCAGUGGCUUAAAUGAACGCGGUAGAUGGGCAACCCAGACUUUUCCGUAUAUUCUACAAUAAUUAGCCUAGAAUAGGGGCAAUCCCAUUAUGGAAUUUGUGAUGAUACGCG
Molecule: messenger RNA, 640 nt
Organism: Desarmillaria tabescens
Lineage: Eukaryota; Fungi; Basidiomycota; Agaricomycetes; Agaricales; Physalacriaceae
Exons: 3
Coding region: 49-591 (180 amino acids)
Molecular function (GO): sphingosine-1-phosphate phosphatase activity
Source: RefSeq, a predicted model, not a curated record